Molecule: messenger RNA, 6240 nt
Organism: Cynoglossus semilaevis (tongue sole)
Lineage: Eukaryota; Metazoa; Chordata; Actinopteri; Pleuronectiformes; Cynoglossidae
Product: contactin-associated protein-like 4
Exons: 32
Coding region: 2267-6202 (1311 amino acids)
Source: RefSeq, a predicted model, not a curated record
AAUUUCUCUGGCUCUUUUAUGGCUCGAGAAGAUUCGUUUUAAGACAAAUAAUUGUUUUUCCUAGGUCUUAGCUUAUUUUAUUGUUAUAUUUUAUUGUUGCCGCUUUGUUUUAUUUCUGUCACAUGGUUUGCAAUGUUUAUUUUCAUUAUAUUAAUCUGACUUCAACCUUAAGACGUCUCAGCAAAGCAUACAAUUUAUUUUACAUUGAAUCAAACAUGUUGAAUUAAAUUGGCAUCCUUUUCUUAAUGUGACAUUCAUUUGUGUUUGCUCAGUAAUGUGCUCAUUGAAGCAAAAAUAAUAAUAAUCAAGUAUUUAUUUCUUGACUGUUUCUCUAUUGGCAACUCUAGGUACCAUCUCCUGAUCUCGGAUCAGCCGGUCAUCUGGUCAGUCUGCAUGUAUCGGACAUCACUCUGUCUACAUUCCAGCUUUGAAUCUUAAGGUUAUUCAACGUGUUCUUCUACAAUUACAACAGUUUCCAAAUACUGGUGCUGACAAUGCCACAUUGAACCAGGAAUUCUUAUUUUGUGUCAGUAACCUUAAGUAUCCUGUCAUGAUGGAGGUGCUGGAGGAGACUUUCAGUGACAUGGCUGCAACUAAGGUCAGUUGCCAGUGUGGUCAAUGAGCAUGUACGCGGCAGUGUUACCUUGUCGAACAGCGAACUGGAAGGGCUUGGAAAUGCAGCUUACAGUUUGCUGAGAUGACUGAACUCAUCUUCACUCAUUCUUGGAGGAGACUGACUAGCUGUGCCACCAGGCGGAGAAGGCCAAUAUUCCUACCAGUCAGCCCUGUUGAGUAAUCCAAAUAGAAGACGUAUUGAAAAACACUUCAUGCUGGAUCAACCAUGCAUAAUAAAUACAGUAGAGGAGAAAGAAGUCUGGCAGAAAAGGUGACUGGGCGGCGUUGUGAAGGAGCUCUCAGCUCACAAAACCUUUACAAGCUGGAAGAUUUUUCAGCCUGCCCAGCAGCAGCAGUAGCAACAGCAGCAGCAACAAGACUUCUGCUUCCAUCUGAAUAAAAAUAAAAGGAAUAAAGAGAAUACAUUUAACCCCUGUGACUGCAGAGAACACAAAGGUAAAGUCACACAAUCAUGACAGAAAAAGACUGAAAGCUCUGUUUGAAAUCCAACAUUAGGGAGAAAAAAACGAAAUGACUUUAUUAGUUGACUGAUAAAUAUGACUUUAUAUAUAAUUCUCUGAGGGAAAAGACAAAGUGAAACAGUAAAAAUAAAAUAAAGAAAAUAGAUUGAGCAGAAAUGAAAGAAAAAUUAAAAUAAAAUCAUAAAUCACCUCUUUCCAGUUUACUGUAAAUCCAGAUGCAGAAUCAGACAGAAACCUGUCAAUCUGUAAAAAAAAAAAAAGUACUGUUAGUACAGAACAGUGCAGUAACAACAGUACCAGGGCACCAGUCGGACCUGAGCUGUACGUGGGAGAAGCGUUACAACACCGCAGGGCCCGGCUCUUCAGGCCAGGUCUCAGCUGUCAGCCUUUAUCUUAGAGUUGUCUGCGACUCUGGAGAAUUAGAAUGUAGAAAAGACAGAUGGUUUGAAAGAGGAGUGGGAAAAACAACAAAACAACACACUUUUGACUUGAUGAUUUUUUUUUCUUCACAGUCUUUGCUGCGUUUUCAAAGAUUCCCUGUGGUGACGUGAUCCCCGAGCCUCCGUCUGGAGGAGACGGUGGUGAUGGAGGAAAUAUGGGCCUUUUUUUAACACGCCUUUACUUUGAGUGAGCAUCAAAUGCAUUUUUAAGUGUGUGUGUGUAACAUGGGAAAGAAGAGCGAGGACCUUGAAGAAGCUGCUGUGGGUGAAAAGACGAGACGUAAAGAAAGUGUCCUUGGCUGUGCAGACCUUUGGUGAAGACAGACUCGAUCUGUCCACCAUUCAUUGCCUGACAUUGAUAAGACGCAGCCUGCAGUCCAGGGAUCAAAGGUUGCGUGGGCGUGCAGCAGCAAGGCUAACCACCGAUUUCAUUCAUGACCUUCAGUAAAAACAACGAGGCUCCUGUGAUGAUUCUUCCUGCUCUGAAGGAAGGGCGGGCGCUGUGCCAGCACCAUCCUCCUUCUCUCCACUGGGCACCGGCUGAAGCCAAUACACUGUGGCACCACAUCAGUGCGACUGCAGCGCAGCGCACCGGAGCAGAGCAGAGCAGAGCAGAGCUGGAGGAAAGCAGAGGAAAGAGGUGAAGAGGAGGAGGAGGAGCUGGAGCAGGACGGUCUGUCUCCCCUCCGACAGGCGGGAAUAUACUCUGUGGUGUCCCGUCCCUUCAACAUGUCCGUGGGGAGUAAAGGACUCGCUGGGAUUAGCGGGAUCUUGGUCUGGCUGCUGUUUGGCUCCUGGGGGACAGGUGCGGAAGAUGUAUGUGACAGUCCCCUCGUCUCCAGUUUGCCACCUUCAUCCUUCAGGAGCUCCUCUCAGCUGUCCAGCAGCCAUGCACCAGUGUUCGCCAAAGUCAACAGGAGAGAAGGAGCCGGAGGUUGGUCUCCCCUGGUCUCAGACAGAUACCAGUGGUUGGAGGUGGAUUUGGAGAGACGGACCCAAAUCACAGCUGUUGCCACACAGGGACGGUACGGCAGCUCUGAUUGGCUGACAGGUUACCUGCUGAUGUUCAGCGACACGGGACACAACUGGAGGCAGCACCGACAGGAGGACAGCUUAGGGGCGUUUGCAGGUAACAGUAACGCCGACACUGUGGUCCAGUAUAAACUGGAGCAGCUGGUCAUAGCUCGAUACCUCCGACUGAUCCCUCUGGACUGGAACCCCACUGGGAGAAUUGGACUCAGACUGGAAAUAUAUGGAUGUCAAUACACCUCUGAUGUGGCGAACUUUGAUGGCAGCAGCAGUCUGCUCUUCAGGCUGAGUGUCAGGCCGAGCUGGACAUCGACACAGAUGAUCUCUCUGAAGUUCAAGACCAUGAAGAAUUCUGGAACGCUGCUCCAUGCAGAGGGAGCAGGAGAUCACAGCCUCACCCUGGUGCUGGAGAAAGGACAGCUGCUGCUCUACCACCAACAAGGUAUGGGUUCCUCCCUGGGGGGCCAGCUUCUUGUUUCCUUGGGGAGCCUGUUGGAUGACCAACACUGGCACACUGUAAAACUGGAGCAGCUCAGCACUCAUCUGAACCUGACUGUGGACAAAAACACUCAGCAGGUUCAUAUACCAGCUGAGCUCAGCCAAUGGGAUAUUCACCAGCUGAGUGUGGGAGCGGUCCAGAGCCAUGGACUACAGAGACCCAUCCGGUCCAACAGGAGUUUUAAGGGAUGUUUGGAAAACCUGUUGUAUAAUGACCUGAGCCUGGUAAACCUGGCCAAACAGAACAACCACCAGGUCACCGUCAUGGGCAAUGUGACCUUUUCCUGUGCCGAGCCAGUGUCGGUCGCUGUGACGUUCACCGACUCCCAGAGCUUCCUGCAGCUGCCUGCACUGACAUCCUGGUCAUCAGGGGUUGUCACCGUAACGUUGCAGUUUAGGACGUGGAACCAAGCCGGAUUGCUCUUGACUUUUGCCCUCCCUCAGCAGGAGACCAGUGUCUGGUUAUACCUGAGCGAGGCCAGACUUCGCCUGCAGAUCAGGAAAGCCGGCAGGGCCGCUCUGGAGCUCAGUGCAGGCUCAGGUCUGAAUGACGGUCAGUGGCACUCAGUGGAGAUGACCUCCAAAAACGACUGCCUGAGCAUCAAAGUAGACAAGGAUGAAGGAGCGACGGCUCACAGCAGCUUCCCCCUCCCUCUGACUGCUGAGAGCCAGCUCUUCCUUGGUGGCUGUCCUCCUCAGCAGAGCGGUGUGGACUGUACCAACCCCUUCACCGUGUUCCAGGGCUGCAUGCGUCUCCUGACUCUGGACGACCAAACUGUGGACCUGAUUGAAGUGCAGCAGAGACUGCUGGGGACGUACGACCACCUGCAGAUUGAUAUGUGUGGCAUCAUUGACAGGUGUUCUCCAAGUCACUGUGAACAUGGCGGCAGAUGUUCUCAGUCCUGGAGCACUUUCUACUGUAACUGCUCCGACAGCGGCUACAGAGGAGCCACCUGUCACAGCUCGACACACGCACAGUCGUGUGAGGCUUACAAACACAAAGGCAAGACAUCGGGAUAUUACUACAUAGAUGUGGACGGCAGUGGACCAAUCAAACCACAGCUUGUCUACUGUAACAUGACAGAGGACAGAGGCUGGAUGAUGAUCCCACACAACAACACAGAGUUGACCAGACUUCUGACGUCUCCUGAGUCAGGCCAGCAUUCAGUCCACUUUGACUACGCCACUGACGAAGAGCAGCUACUGGCCAUUAUUAGCCAAUCAGAGCACUGUGAGCAGGAGCUGUCCUAUCACUGCAGGAAGUCCCGCCUCCUCAACUCACCAGAGGGAGCGCCCUUCAGCUGGUGGGUGGGCGGUCCAGAUCCAGGUCAGGUCCAGACGUACUGGGCUGGAGCCCAGCCGGGCAGUCGUCAGUGUGCCUGUGGUCUGCUCAACAGCUGCCUAGACUCACUUCACUACUGCAACUGCGACGCCGACCGUGACCAGUGGACCAAUGACUCAGGUCUUCUCACACAUAAGGAGACUCUUCCAGUACGGUCACUGAUCCUGGGUGACGUCCAUCGUCCGGGGUCAGAGGUCGCCUACAGGGUGGGACCACUGAGCUGUCACGGAGACAAGAACUUUUGGAAUGCAGCAUUUUUUGAUAAGGAGACUUCCUACCUCCACUUCCCCACCUUCCACGGUGAGCUGAAUGCAGACAUCUCCUUCCUCUUCAAAACCACGUCCUCCUCCGGGGUCUUCCUCGAAAAUUUGGGCAUCAAAGACUUCAUUCGCAUUGAACUCAGAUCUGCCUCGGAGGUUGUUUUCUCUUUUGAUGUGGGCAACGGACCACUGGAGGUAGCAGUGGAGACGAGCGCCCCCCUGAAUGACGACCGGUGGCACAGCGUGCGAGUGGAGAGAAACGUCAAAGAGGCGUCGCUCAGUGUCGAUGAGUUUCCCACCAGGACGCAGGAAGCUCCCACUGACGGACACAUUCAUCUCCAGCUCAACAGCCAGUUAUUCAUAGGAGGGACUGCAUCGAGGCAGAAGGGCUUCCUGGGCUGCAUCCGUGCUCUGCAGCUGAACGGCGUCACUCUGGACCUGGAGGAGCGGGCCAAGAUCACCCCAGGGGUGAGACCCGGCUGCCCGGGCCACUGCAGCAGCUACGGCGCCCUCUGUCAGAAUCAGGGUCGAUGUGUUGAGAAGGACAAGGGUUUCUCCUGUGACUGUGGUCAGUCGGCCUACACUGGAGCCUUCUGUCAUCAAGAGGUCUCCGCCAGCUUUACGUCGUCAGUGUCCGUGGUUUACAUCCUGAAGGAGCCGUACGAACUGAGCAGCAACAGCAGCGUCCGCCCGUCGUCCAUCUACUCUGAAAUUUCACUGAGAGGAGAAAACAUCUCCCUGAGCUUCAGGACCUCACAGAGCCCCGCUCUGCUGCUCUACAUCAACUCUUUCUUCAAGGAGUACCUGGCGCUGCUCAUCAACAAACAUGAUGAAUUGGAACUGAGGUACAAGUUACACAGCAGCAGAGACGUGGAGGUGCUGGGCAGCAGAGUUAGCAACCUGGCUGAUGGACGUCUGCACACAGUGACCAUCUGGAGGCUGGCAGAUGCCGUGUCCGUGCAGAUCGACCAGAACGCCAGAGAGGACUUCAACCUGACAUCUGAUGUUGAAUUCAACAGCGUCAAGUCACUUAUUCUGGGCAGAGUGCAGAAGCCAGAUGAGUUGGAUGCAGAGCUGGUGGGUUUGGCCUCUGUGGGCUUCACCGGUUGUCUGUCAGCCAUUCGAUUUAACUCCAUCGCUCCUCUGAAAGCCGCCCUACUGCCCACCGACAGCCGAGUCACCGUCACAGGUCCCCUGGUCCAGUCCAACUGUGGGUCCACGUCUCCAGCCAGGCCGUACACAACAGCAACCACGCACUCCUUAUCAGAUCAGCCUGGCUCAGCAGAUUCAGGCCAGCCUCUCGUCAAUGCUAUCAGAAGUGACUCUGCUCUAAUUGGAGGUUUGAUUGCCGUGCUGAUAUUCAUAACCGUGUCCGCGUUGGCGAUCACGGCCAGGGUCUUUUGGACUAAAAAAGAGACGUAUCGAAAUCAGGAUGUGAAAGCGUCUCAGCCAGACGAAGGUCAGGAGUUUCCCUUCAGCAGCCAGGCAGACUCUCAGAGCACUCCCUGUGAAAACCAGAAGGAAUAUUUCAUCUAGAGGGAGCGCUGUGGAAAACAGGGGAGAAUCUCACUGGC